AUUGCCUCUCAGUAUGAUAGAGAACCCCUGAAAACAUCUCUCAGCGACUCUCACAGCCUCUGACCGUCUCCCUUGACAACCUAAAUAAGAAAAAAAAUAGCUGUAAAUGACGGACGGCUGGGCACCACCCCUGUUUAUGAACUCCCGCCCAAUCGGCUGCGAGGGGAGGGGCAGGUGUGAGAAAAACAACAGGCAAGCUCCGGGAUUGGCUGCCCUCGGAUUCUAUUAGCUGCUGCAGCACAAAAGGUGCGUAGGAGCUGGGAAUAAUAAACUGAUUCUUGGCUUGUAUCUGAAUCUAGAAUACAAUCUGCCUUUUGUCUUUAUUUAUCAAAUCCAGCAAGCAAAGGGUGCACCAGAAUGCGUUGCCAUGGCGUGCUGGCUCUCACCUGGGCCUCCCUGUUGCUCCUGGCAACGCUCACCCCUGUGGUCCAAUCGCGAGGCGGCAGGGGCGGAUCCAGAGGAGGCGGGCUGAGAGGCCGAUUCGGGGGCGGAUCCAAGCCCAAGGCCCCGCCCCCAGCGGGAGAGCACAUAAACCGCGGCUCGUCCAAUCAGGGCAUGAAGAUGGCGGGCGCGGCGGCGGUUGGGGCAGUUGCCGGGGCAGCAAUGGGGUACGGGCUGGGGUCCAUGGGGAGACCGCGCUUUCACCAGAGGUACGGAGACGACUUCUCAGAGGAGAAUCAGCGCGAUUACUACCCCGACCCCAUGAACGGAAACCGCUCCAUGAUGCUGUCCGAAGAUCAGUACAACAAUGAGGCCGGACAGCACGCUGCCAGCGUGAUCACCCUGCUGGGAUCCCUCGCACUGGGGCUGCUCGGGACCUGGAUGAAGGCUUGAGGGGCUCAAUGCAAUUCCAGCCCGGCCAGGUUAUACUGGCCAUGGCAGUGAUGGAAAUAAGACUCCCUGUUGCAUAGCAGUUUCACCCAGAAGGAGUUUUAUUAAACCCAUAGCAAAACCAGGAAUGGAUCAAACUGUUAUGCAACGGGAGUCUCAUUUCCAUCUCUGCAAGGUCUUCAAUUCAAGAGAUCCCCAUCCUGACUGUGUGUGUGUGUUAUUGUCCUGUGCUGUGUGAAUAGUGCUGCUUGUCAUCUCCAGCAAGCAGAUGCUUUCAUUUCUUUUUGUAGUUGUACGCAGGCUUGCAUUAUAAGUACACAAAAACAAAAAAAACUUGUAAAUUAGUUUAGUUUUGAUGAUCUAACUAUUUAAAAAUGUUCUUUACAGAUUCAGCUAGUAACGCUAUUUUGUGUAGAUGUUGGUUUUAUGUUUACAUGGAUUGCCCCGUGCUUUAGAUUCCUAAAUAUAGGGGCAGAAACAGGCAAUCAGGUAGGGGGUUUUGGAAAUCUUGUCUCUUAAAGACAGAGAAUAAGAUACGAUUAAAGGGAUUCUUACCCGAGCCAGAACAGAGCUUGGUAUUCAUAACCUCCUGCUGCUGCAGGUAGUAACAAGAGUCUGUCUGUUUAGAUCACAUGACAGGUACAGAAAGAAAGAGUAUCCACGUGCCUGCAGCUAGGCAAUGUAAACGAACUGGUGAACCAGCAAUGCCUGCUUCCUGAUGAAGCACAGUGCCCAGAAGGCAAGGACAGAUGUAGCGUGCGCUCCCCCACUCGCUGCAGUUGUAAAUGCAAUGGCUGCAUCUUAUAAGGGCUAAGCGAUCCAGUGCCUGUCACUUUCUCUGACUUGAGGAUCAGGUUUCAUUUUAUACACGGAGGCACGUCGGUUUUUAUCAUAUUCAUUGAUCUGAUUGAUUUAUAUUGGAUUGAACUAGCAUCAUUGUACAGGCUAUAGGACCUUUUGGUCUGACAGGCAACAUUAUUAUACAGUUUGCAAACAAUGACCUGUAUGUUGCAAAGAAGAACUCUAUAUGCAUAUCUUGUACAAUAAAAAAAAGCUUUCCAAAAAACUUGCGCUCUUAACAGCAACAGCGUGGUCGCUCCUGUUCAUCAGAUUAGUCGGCCCGCUGCUGGUACUGUUCAAAACUGAAGAUUAUGUAAAACAUGGCGAGGCAAAGGUGGACAUGCAGCUCCCGACACCAGCAAUAAGACACUAACCCCCUCCAGAGCAGGGUUACCGUAUAAUCCUGUACACUGGGACAAUGCUUUCCAAUGCAGUCUGGUACGUUUCACCUGUCUCGGGUACCUUCUACUUGUUUCUUUACUGUUAGAGAAGCAGGACUACAUUUACCAGAAUGCAUUGCGGUGUGAGUUAAAAAGCCUGAACUGUCCCAGUGUACAGGAAUCCUACAGUAACCCUAAUCCAGAGAUAUCGAUGAUGCCGGGGCUGGUCCUCUAUUUAGUUUGUUGUGAGGUGGGGUCAGAAGGAGCUAUCGACUGAUUUUGUGGGCAACAGCACCAACUGUUUUUGUUCAUGCUGUCUCCCUGCGUAAGACAAUUGGAUUGCGAGGAUAAUUUCCUAUAAUUUCAUUUAGUAUGUACUGCAGUAUACUACAGUAAACCAUAGUCUGGAGUACUGACUCUGGACAGUACUUUCUUUUUUAACCCUUUCAUGCACCUCAUAUGGGGAUGGAUAAAGAAAACUUUCUUCUAGUCUUUAUAUGGGGACACAGGGGAGACGCAAAUGCAUGGUCGCCUCAUAUGAGGAUGUCAUUCAUUCCCCAUAGAAAUAAGUUUGUAGUAUGUGUCCACAUUUUUUAAAGCUAUUUUCAAUAUGUCAUGCAUGAAAGGGUUAAUCAAAGAUAGCAGCAGAUCUCCCAGCAUUGCCCUCAGUACAGUUGCAUUGCACUGCCAGUGCUGCAUUGAAGUUCAGGGCCAUGAGAAGUUUUCCAUAUAAAUCUUUUGUGUAUAAAUAUUGUGCUCUUUGAAUUUAGGGAUGGGAAAGCGUGUGUCAGUUGUCUGGUUUACUAUUGACACUGUAUUUUGUUACAAUUUCUUUUGUACACAUUUGUAUGAAUUCUGCAAUUUGUUCUGCUGUUCAACACGGCUAUAUUAUAAGUAUUGAAAUGAAAAAUAAAAUAUGUUUGAUGUUA
Acipenser ruthenus (sterlet) is the source of this 2980-nucleotide messenger RNA. RefSeq names its product shadow of prion protein-like. Gene Ontology annotation, cellular component: membrane. NCBI's taxonomy places the organism in Eukaryota, Metazoa, Chordata, Actinopteri, Acipenseriformes, Acipenseridae. The coding region runs from base 358 to 834 and encodes 158 amino acids. The transcript is spliced from 2 exons. The record is from RefSeq and is a predicted model, not a curated record. Gene Ontology annotation, biological process: protein homooligomerization.